GCAACGCGGACUUGGCUUGUCAGACUACUGUUGCUCAUCGUGCUAUUACCUGGAGCUCACCCAAAUGGCCGCGGUUGAUAUCUCUCCCAGCAUCUCCCAGCCUCAUGUAUUCCAUCACCCUACGGACAUCAUUCAUCCGGCGAACCUAGAUGAUGCGCCUCUGAAAGUUGACACGACCACAACCCCAGCAGAGAGCUCUGCCACACGUCGAGAUCCACACAUUCUACCGACGUUCCCCCCUGACGCCCCGCCAAGCAGUCCUAUUCUAUAUCUUCCCCCCAUUCUUUCUCUACUCCCUCCGGAAUAUGUGCAGCCACUGUCGCCUUCGCCAAGUGAUGGGCUUGCACCACUGUCAACUGACUCGCAUCUGCCAUCCAUCGACGAGGCGUCGUUAGCGUUACAUCGUGCCCUGCAUCAUUUCCGCCCGGUCACGUCGGAGUACGCGUAUGUUCCAUAUGCGUCCGCUUUCAACUGGCAUGAGCUCGAGCUCCCGGAGUCAAUUGAGUUCGAGUGGUAUUGCGUCAUGUUCCGCAGCAGACGCCGCGAAGGAAGUGACAGUGGACCGCUGUACGAGGCUGACCGAAAAGCUCACGAAGAAGCCGUUCAGAAUGGAGGCCUUCUACUCUAUUGGUACGGAACACCACAUCCAGAUACUCGAAUGAACCUUGCCACAUGCAUAUGGCAAUCACGCGCUCAUGCCCUUGCUGCCAACGGACGACCAGAUCAUAUUCGUGCCAUGCGAUUGGCCGCCGCAUCCUACGAACAUUGGGAGCUACAACGCUAUUGGCUGCGUAAAGUCAAAGGCGAGAAAGGCGUCACUAUCCACUCGUAUGAUGGAACGAGCCGGACAUGAUGCACAACGAAUAAAUCUGACGUUCUUUCUUUGCGGGACUUUUUCGUUAGUGACCUUUACGUAUAUCGCUGUCGCGCUUUCAGCUUGAUUUGUUUCUCUGCGUUCUGAAUUUCUGUCUUCUCCUCUACAUGUCAAGCUAGUUACUCAAGGGAGCACAAAUAGGAGGUAAUUUAUGCC
Molecule: messenger RNA, 1030 nt
Organism: Postia placenta MAD-698-R-SB12
Lineage: Eukaryota; Fungi; Basidiomycota; Agaricomycetes; Polyporales; Adustoporiaceae
Exons: 3
Coding region: 65-853 (262 amino acids)
Source: RefSeq, a predicted model, not a curated record